UGCUUUAUACCUAGGGUCACACAGCAUUAACACAACAACAAUAAAAACAAUCAGCUUACAGAUAUUUUGUGUACUACAUUUGUCGUUUAAUUUAUUAAAAGGCAAAGGAAACUAAAACCAUAAUGCAAUUAUUAUCACAAGUAGUGAAAACAAGCCUGCCAAAUUAUUUGUCCGGCUUGCCGGUGCCCGACAGCGUUGGUGGCUGGUUUAAAUUAUCAUUUAAAGAUUGGCUAGCACUCAUUCCACCCACCGCCGUUGUUGUCGGCAUUGGCUAUGUCACGUAUCAAGCCCUUUGCCCUGCAGCAAGGCGUAAGUCCUCCACUGGCCGUUGCAAUGAUAACAUACGCAAGCACGAGGCUAAGGUCGUCGAUAUGAUUGACAUUGAAAACAUUGCGAAUACGGCCGCUUUCUGUCGCUGCUGGAAGACCAAGAACUGGCCCUACUGUGAUGGUAGUCAUGGCGAGCAUAACAAGAACACAGGCGACAAUGUCGGACCGGUUGUGAUCAAGAGGAAAUAAUUCUAAACUGGUGACGCGUUUUUCUAGCAUUUCCUUAUUGAUAUUCAUAUGCAGGCAGAAAGAACUGUUCUCAAGUUCGCAAUAACAAAUUGUUUUAAAUUCUAUAGAUUGUUUUCAACUUAUUUUUACCAUAAGCAAAAUUUGAUUGAUAUAAUGAAGCCAAUAAAGAUUGCCUAAAUGAAUGUAAUUCAUAAAA
Messenger RNA from Drosophila hydei, 714 nucleotides. It is a transcript of the gene Cisd2, whose product is annotated as CDGSH iron-sulfur domain-containing protein 2 homolog. The transcript is spliced from 3 exons. Gene Ontology annotation, molecular function: 2 iron, 2 sulfur cluster binding. Lineage: Eukaryota; Metazoa; Arthropoda; Insecta; Diptera; Drosophilidae. Gene Ontology annotation, cellular component: mitochondrial outer membrane; intracellular membrane-bounded organelle. Gene Ontology annotation, biological process: regulation of autophagy. The coding region runs from base 123 to 518 and encodes 131 amino acids. The record is from RefSeq and is a predicted model, not a curated record.